AUGGCCCCGUCAACGUCUCAACUGGCACAGCCUAGUCGUUCAAGGUGGACCGUCACCAUUCCCUCCAUCUCAGUACCAGAAAUGAUAUUUCAGUCUGCUGCUGGAUCUGUACCUCAAUGUCUCCUCUAUAUUGAUGCGGCAGCUCCAAACACGUUUCAGGUGACUUUUCAUUCGCUUCGAGAAUGGUCGAAGCGCCUCGCCGGUGGGUUGAGACGGCGUGGGCUGCAAAAAGGAGAUCGAGUUUUGCUCGUCUCUCGGAACACGAUAUUUCUACCCAUCAUCAUCAUGGGCAUCAUGAUGGCAGGCGGCAUUUACGUUCCAGCGAAUCCACGGUCCGUUCCUAGAGAGCUACUGACUCAGAUGCAGGACGCUACUCCUCGCUUUGUGCUCACUGAGGAGGCUUUCGUGAAUACCGUGCUUAGUGUACUCGAAUCCGAUCAGGUCCAGUCUCUAGGGAGAGAUGAUAUUUUUGUCCUACAACGCAGCUUUGACGAGUCGAAAGGAGAGGCGGCGCCCGAGGGGUUCAAACAUUGGUUUUCAAUCCUAUUACCCAUAGAGGAAGCUGCUAGUUUUGACUGGAAAACAGUUGAGAAUCCUGUUGGACCAGAUGAUACAGCCAUGUUACUCUAUUCAUCAGGGACGACAGGGCUUCCCAAAGGGGUGGAAGUAACCCAUUUCAACCUUGUAGCAAAUGCAUUGCAAAUGUCUCACAUGUGGGAUCUUGAUCCAAGGAAUAGAGAUCCCCAGAUGCAAACGCAAGAAUACCAGUCCCGAUGGCUUUGCUGUCUUCCUAUGUAUCAUGGCCUGGCCACUGUCGUUUAUCUCACAGUUGCUCCUCUACGACGAACCCCAACAUACAUCAUGCGUGAUUAUGAGAUAAAUAACAUGUUAAGGUACAUUCAAGAGUUUCGUGUAACCAACUUGUUAAUGGUACCUCCAAUACUGGUUGCUAUGUCCAAGAAUACAGAAGCUCGCCGUGGUCAUUUCGAUCUCAAUAGCGUUCGGGAAGUCAUUUGUGGGGCGGCUCCUCUAGGGCGAGAACAAGCUGCAACACUUGAGCAGUUAUGGCCAAAAGGACAUGUGAAUGUGAAACAAGCAUUUGGGAUGACCGAAAUGUCUGGACUGCCUAUCAUGUGGGACCCUACCCUGUAUUCCGAUUCGGCGGCUGUUGGUGAGCUGGUGCCAAAUUGCGAAGCAAAAAUAAUGUAUGAGGAUGGGCUGAGAGCCCUGCCAGAUGGUCAAAGAGGGGAGCUCUGGUGCCGAGGUCCUAGCAUGAUGAAGGGAUAUUGGAACAAUCCGACGGCUACCAAGAACACGAUUGUCGAGGGAGGUUGGUUGAAGACGGGAGAUAUCGCCAUUCGAGAUGCUGAGGGCAGGUACUAUAUUGUGGAUCGGAAGAAAGAAUUUAUCAAGGUUAAAGGCGUGCAAGUAGCACCCGCUGAGCUGGAAGCACUGCUCCUGGAACAUCCGCAAAUUCAUGAUGCGGCUGUAGUGGGAGUGAAGAUGGAGGACACUGAAGUCCCACGGGCAUACAUUCGCGCUCACUUCAUCCCGACCCAGCCCCGCCUCGUGCGGAAGCACAGCACCAUGGCAUCGCACGACGACGAUUUCGACAGUGUCUCAUGGCGAAACGACCCUAGCAGCGACGCAUCGCGACCGACAACUUCCGGUACAGAUGCCGAUGACUCCGCUCAGCCGCAUCGCGACACCAAUGGAAAGCGCAGGAUGAGUGUUGCUCAGGACGAACCCCAGGCAGGACCGUUGGCCGAUGCAGUUGACCUCGCUGGGAUCGGAGACGGCAUGCUCGAGUGUUCCGUCGAUGCUCCUUUGAAAGAAAACGAUGGUACAAAGGAUGCCUACAUCUCGUACCUCGUCACAACUCACACAGACUUCAAGACCUUCCAGAAAACAGACUUCACAGUCCGCCGCCGAUUCCGUGACUUUUUCUUUCUCUACAAAACCCUAUACCGAGAAUAUCCUGCCUGUGCAGUACCACCGCUACCCGACAAACACAAAGUAGAAAGCUAUGUCACCGGCGACAGAUUCGGGCCGGACUUUACGCAACGCCGAGCAUGGUCGCUACAUAGGUUUAUCAAGCGGUUGACACUACACCCGGUGCUACGACGCGCGCCGUUGCUCGCUAUUUUUCUAGAGUCGCCUGACUGGAAUGCGCAUAUGAGGUUGCAUGGAGGUCGGACCUCGACUAGCACAACGGACUCUUCGGGUGGUAUUUUUGAUAAUUUUGCCGACACCUUUGUCAAUGCAUUCACAAAAGUCCACAAGCCCGAUCGACGAUUCAUCGAAGUGCGAGAAAAGGCCGACAAAUUGGAUGAAGACCUCAACCAUGUGGAGAAGAUAGUUGCCCGGGUUGCCCGCCGCGAGGCAGACCUUGAAGCAGAUUACGUGGAUUUGGCGACACAGUUCCGCAAAUUGGUGCCGUUAGAACCAGAGGUCGAAAUGCCGUUGCAGGUAUUCGCAGCCUCUGUGGAUGAGACGUCGCGCGGGUUGAAGGGACUCAAAGAUCAUACAGACCAAAACUACCUCGGCUCGCUGCGAGAUAUGGAGGCAUAUAUACUAUCGGUGAAAUCGCUCCUCAAAACACGAGAGCAAAAGCAACUCGACUUUGAGGCGUUGGUUGAAUACCGAAACAAAGCCGUGUCCGAUAGAGACUCGCUCGUGAACAAUCCGUCCUCAGCCUAUGCGUCGAAUCCGCUUACAUCAUCACCGGCAUCAUUCAUUCGGUCAAAGAUGGAAGACAUGCGCGGCGUCGACCACGAACAAUCCCGCCGCGAACGAAUACGCAAACUUGAACUCCGUAUCGAUGAAUUGACCCGCGAAGUCGACUCUGCAAAGACGACUUCCGAAAUGUUCGACGAGGAAGUCGUGCGCGAAGUCGCAGACUUUGAGCGCAUCAAAGCUGUUGAGUUCCGGGACUCCUUGGGUGCUCUGGCCGAGAAUCAUAUUGAGUUUUACCAGGGGGUGAUUAAUACCUGGGAACGCUUCAUAUCGGAAAUGGACAGCGAAUAUGGCGGUGGCGAUGAUCAGUUCCGGACAAGAAGUGAGGUUGUAUCCUGA
This is a messenger RNA of Talaromyces amestolkiae, 3075 nucleotides long. RefSeq lists its product as uncharacterized. The transcript is spliced from 5 exons. Bases 1 to 3075 code for a protein of 1024 amino acids. Gene Ontology annotation, biological process: secondary metabolic process. Gene Ontology annotation, molecular function: phosphatidylinositol binding; CoA-ligase activity. The record is from RefSeq and is a predicted model, not a curated record. Lineage: Eukaryota; Fungi; Ascomycota; Eurotiomycetes; Eurotiales; Trichocomaceae.